This is a messenger RNA of Psilocybe cubensis, 1662 nucleotides long. RefSeq lists its product as uncharacterized. The transcript is spliced from 3 exons. Lineage: Eukaryota; Fungi; Basidiomycota; Agaricomycetes; Agaricales; Agrocybaceae. The coding region runs from base 1 to 1662 and encodes 553 amino acids. The record is from RefSeq and is a predicted model, not a curated record.
AUGGUACUCCCCCUACUCCUCUCUGACCCGAGUACUGGUCUACGAUAUGGCGAUCUUGGAAGGACUGUUCUUCACUUUCUUCAUGUCGUUCAUUCCAUGGAGCGCGCCACGUCCAUCUUCUUAGAAGCAGUAUCAUAUGAGAGCAGACUUGACGAAAGUGACACGCCUCCAACGUCCUCUCUCUCCUCAUUCGAUGCGCAUGUUGGAGACUGCGCCUGCCAAACGCGCGCCCAAAUGUUCUGGGAUCUUUUCAGCUUUUAUAAGAAAGAAGAAAACAGGAGUGUCCUUGCCAAUGCCGUCGCGGUCCUCAAAUCUGUCAAAGCCAACACUGCUAAACUUCUCGAAGAAAUAGAGUUGAACCGCGCAAAGCCACGCUGCCCCAGCCUAAUGACUCUUGUCACCCACCAGGCUGUCUGGGAGCGUAUUGGAUUUCUUUCUUUUCUGGACCUCUCCCACAAGGACACGGAAGAGCGUGGAAAGCCGUUUCAAGAUGACCCAGAGUCUCAAUGCAUGUUCUCGUUUCACUUUUCGUAUAUAUAUCUCUCACAAAUAUGCCUUGCAGGGUCGAAAAAGGUUUCUCAAUCUGGUCACCGGCAUAGGGAUAUUGUAGUUGAUACCGAGUGGAUGCCCAGCGACAUAGUCUUUGUUUCUCGGUUGCUUACAAUGUGCAACAUGUUGUCAGAAUUUCGAUUUGCAAGCAUUGAAGCAGGACCGCCUGCUCGAGUCAAGGUCCGCGUAGACCUCCCGCUUAUGUACGAGAGGAACGCAAAAGAGCUUGAAUAUCUUAACCUUUCGAAUAAGCGCCGAAUCGACUAUCAUAUCCAGGCACACUCGAAAACGAAUCGCCAGACGGAGGCCAUGCAAAUAUAUGUAUCCAGAGUGACGGUAGACUGGGUGAAGAAAGCCGCCAUGAAACGGAAUGGCUCAUGGACAUGCUUCCCGGAUAGUUUCUUUGCGACAAGUAAUCGAAAGAUUGAAUGUGUCGCUGCAUAUGCAUCCUUCUUAAUAGUUCGGGAGGCGUGGUUAAAGUCGAGGAUACCCAUCUUGAUGAUGAUUCAACACUUUUGCUCUCACGGAGGCUAUCGAAACUUGUACUGUCGUAUUCUGCCCAACCCAGCAGAUAACAUGACUACAGCCGAUUAUGUGGCUCUAGGCCAAGCUCAAUGGUUCGAUAUAGAAGUGCUCACUGUCGACCAAAUUGCAUCUGCACCAUGGAACAGAAACCCGCAUACCAUUAUUGUCGGCAUGUCGUGCCAGGGUACUAUUGAAGACUUCAGAUUGCGCCUUUUGGAAAGUCAACAGGGGCUUUUACCUGUUCAGCAUCGCUGUAGACAAGCCGACGAGUGUGCCUUAGCCAUUGAGUGCAUAAAUAUCUCGCAUUUAGUUGCCCACUUCUUUUCUCAGCACGAGCAAUUCCCAUUUACACUUCCUGGAGGCGAGGAUGAAAUUGAACGGGUUGGCUGCGCGUUGGAGCAUUCUCUGGGAGCACAUGCAAAGUCUGCCUUUUUCAUGGGCCGUGCUGGCGCUGAGAAGUUUGGCACUGGAAGAUCGACACGACUGGCCACAAUUGAACACAUCUUCCUAGAAUAUCCGAGUGUCUUUGCCAAUGAUAUGAAAAGGAUCGGAGAAAAGCCACAGGUUCUUGGAUGCCAACUGGAGUAA